AAGAAUUUCUUACAGGUGCUCCAGGCCUUUGGUGAUCCGAUCCAAACAAGUAAUCGUGUAUCGUGAUCUAGUUUUGUUGACUAUCCGGAUUUUCUUGUUUAUUUUGCCGAACCGACGAUAAGGUCCUUCAAAAAUGAUGAUCAAAUUGUUUAAGUUUCUAUCUAGCAAGUCGCAAGUUGAAAUGAUUAAAAGGGGCCUGAUAAUACCUCCUGGAGCAACAGAGAAGCCAACAAAAACUGUCACCGAUUUACUGGAAGAUUUUACUCGAAGUGUAUUGGGUCCUGAAAACAGGCAUGGAUCAAAUAACAUGGGGCGAGAACAUCUGUAUAAAUAUUUGCCAGCAACACAAGCUGAACUUCCUGUUCGAAAGAUGAGUGACAGCUACGAUACUGCUAUCAUUCCUUUGGGGACGGACAUGUCGAUGCGUGAAAAAUACAUGACCUUUCACAAAACAAUUCGGAUCGGUCGUUUGCUUGAAGACCUAGACAUUUUUGCAGUUACACUUUGUUAUAGACACAUUUUGAAUCCGAAACAGCCCUCCAACGUUUCUAUCAGCCCAUACAGUAUUGUGACAGCAUGUGUGGAUCAAAUUGAUAUAUCUCAUGUUCCGCUUCGGCACGACGCGGAUAUCCGUUUGAGAGGCCAUGUCACAUGGGUAGGCAAGUCGUCAUUGGAGGCUACGAUGGAAGUUGAUCAGAUAGAUGAAAAAACGAACGCAUGGAACACGGUUACUAAUGCAAGGUUCGUAAUGGUUAGCCGUGAUCCCAUGAACAAAGGGUCAGCAAUCGUAAAUCAGUUGCUUCCCGAAACCGAAGGAGAAAAGGCCCUUUUUAGAAAAGGAGAAGAAAACAAAGAAAGAAGGACCCAAAUGCAAACGACAUCCUUGUUCCGGAAACCACCAAGUGAGCAAGAGAGAUUGAUUAUCCACGAUCAAUUCCUCCGCACGAUCGACUGGAAAAGCAUGUCCUUCAAAACUCGUAUUAAACCGGCGAAUUCCGUUUGGAUGGCUGAUGCCAAGCUCAAGAAUAUGAUCAUCUGUCAUCCUGAGAAUCGCAAUCGGUUUAACAAAAUUUUCGGAGGUUUCCUCAUGCGACUCGCCGUUGAAUUAGCCUGGGCAAACUGCUACGUCUAUUGUAAGAGCUUGCCUACCGUGGUCCAUGUUGAUGACAUCCUCUUCCGCAAGCCAGUCGAGAUAGGCUCACUAUUGUACUUCAGUUCCCAGGUGGUCUACACUCAAGGCCAUUACGUGAUGGUACGGGUGUCGGCCGAAGUUGUUCAACCAGAAGACGGAACACACGACCUGACCAACGUAUUUCAUUUUACUCUAAAGACAGACGGGAUGGCACCUGAAGUUAUUCCGCGAACCUAUCAAGAGGCCAUGAUGUUCCUUGACGGACGGAGGCAUUUUAUGGAUACUGAACAUCCUUCUCCAGCCGGCGGACCGUUAGCGAAACUCUAGAACAAACACUUUGAAAGAAUUUUGAUGAUUUUUAACGGUAUUACUUAACACAAAAGACACACGCACACACACGCACACACACACAAAAUAACUCGAAUUAGUUAGAGGGAGUAUCAAAAUUCUUCGGCCCGUCCUCACCAAUGGAAGGUGAAAAGCUACCACUGAAGUGAGAUACCAAUUGACCGAUACCUAUACGCGUGGCACGUUACGACGAAUACAAGCGUAACGUUGAUUGCAUAGCCAGUGACUCCAUGUGUGUGUGUGUGUGUGUGUGUGUGUAGUAAGUGGUAGAAACAAGCGUCCAAGCCCGUUGACUUGCUUCUUUUCUUUUUUCUUUUUUUUUUUUUACGGUAUUUGACCCGGUUGUGAGUAAAGAUGGUCGACCACCCCGCC
Messenger RNA from Daphnia magna, 1852 nucleotides. RefSeq names its product acyl-coenzyme A thioesterase 9, mitochondrial. The coding region runs from base 134 to 1459 and encodes 441 amino acids. The transcript is spliced from 10 exons. Gene Ontology annotation, biological process: acyl-CoA metabolic process. Gene Ontology annotation, cellular component: mitochondrion. The record is from RefSeq and is a predicted model, not a curated record. NCBI's taxonomy places the organism in Eukaryota, Metazoa, Arthropoda, Branchiopoda, Diplostraca, Daphniidae. Gene Ontology annotation, molecular function: fatty acyl-CoA hydrolase activity.